UGCCAGACUCUUAUCAAUUUAGGCAUCAACCAAGAAAUUAUCAAGAUGAGUUAUGAGGUUAUCAAGCUCUCCUAUCUUCGCGCCUUGAAUUUUGCCAGAGAAGCAAAAAACGUACGGCUUGAGCAACGAAUCCUGAAGUUGCUGGUUCAAACCCAGCAGUCGUACAAACAGGAUAAGGACAAGAAGAAAUUCUUGGAAAAGCUCAAAGCACUGCAGGCAAAGAGCCACUUGUCUGUUGAGGACAGUGGUCUUACCGAAGAAGAAGAUAGGAUCAACAGUAAUGAUGAUGAUAACGAUGAUGAUGAUGAUGAUAAUGAUCUUCAUAAUUCCAGCUCUGGAAACGAAGAUGAUGUUGAAAUUUCUGAUCUCACAGAAUCUGAAGAAGACGAAGAAGAAAUCAGGGAUCACCUGCCUAGCCGCCGGACGAAUGCCACACGUUUUAAGGUGAAGAGAAAUGAAAAAGGUGAAACUCCUUUACAUCGAGCAUGCAUAGAAGGCAAUUUGAAACGUGUGGAGUUGCUGAUUAAACAGGGCCAGCCUAUAAACGUACGGGACUACUGCGGUUGGAUGCCGAUACAUGAAGCUGCAAAUCUUGGCUUCCACCUCAUAGUGGAGGUUCUGAUCGAGCAUGGUGCCAAUAUAGAUGAUGUCGGAGGCAAAGAAUGUGGUCAUGUGACGCCCCUUAUAGAUGCUGCAACCAACGGCAACAUAGAAGUCAUGCAAGUGCUCCUUAAUCAUGGGGCUGAUUUAACAAUUAAAGACGCCAGGGAUCGAACAGCUCUGACAUCUCUGAUGGAAUGGCGACAAAACUGUGAUGAUGUAGAUGAGGAGGCUGAGCAACAGUAUCAGUCAAUGGUUCGAUACCUACAGAAGAAGAUGGGGAUCAAAGAUGUCAGUGUUUUGCGCCAGAAAUUAGCCGUAACGUCAAUGAACUGGGGUUCCGAUAACUCUGAUGACAAUGAUAGCCCUCCUCUAAUUAAUGAGACGUCCCGCAAGAAGAGAGACAGAAAAAGACCGAAAGACAAUCUAUCGGAGUUUAUUGAAGAUGAUAAUUCUACUGGGGGAUCAUCAGACUCUGAAACAGAAUUACGCAACAUCAAUGGCAGAAACAUCAUUGAGCAGGAAUCGGCAACUGAUGCUUACAGGAAUGCCAUGUCAACUGUGGGUAGUAGUGCAAGACAGCGUUUGCACAAAAAUGAGUGCAGCAGCAAAUCGCUGCGGCGACGCAACAAAGGUGGAUCCAGGAAGACAGCUUUGAUCUCAUCAGAAAAAUAUGUCGAUAGCGAUUGGCUUAUUGAAGAUGUCCAACCGUCCAAACGGAAACGUCUUGCUCCGAGGGGUAAUUGUUUUACCACAGGAACAGCUGUUCGGAAAAGUUCUGAGUGUAAGGAUUCUUCAUCCUCCAUCACAGCGACGAAACCAGGUUCCUCCUCCUCCUUAAGGCGCUUCAAGUCAAGGACAUAUUCUGUUAUUGACGAGGAAGAUGACAAUAACAGCAAUGACAGCAGUGCCAGCAGCAACUCUCUACCUCCGUCAAAUCUUGACAUUAAUUUACCUGAUACCAUCGGCAGCACCUUUGCUGAACAACACCAGUUUAGUAGUGAGAAUAGAUUUGGUUCUUCAUUUAUACCUGAGUCGAACCAAGAGGCUGACACACUUUCACAGAUAUUCCAUCAUAAUUCUGAUCACAAUUUGGCUGAUGCUGCAAACUUCACGGAUUCAAUAAAGAAACCAUCUACAUCAUCAUCAUCAUCAUCAUCACUGCAGUUAAGAACUGACAACGUUUCCUCUGGAAUGGUCCAGAUGGUGUCCAAAGUGUAUAUUAAGGUUGGCACACUCUACUUCUGUGUACCUCUUUCCCCCAGUGAUCGUUUGAAAACAAUACUUUGGCUCAAUCAAGAGACCUCUCGCCGUGUCUAUGCCCAGUGCCAGUUGAAGCCAAUUCUGUCGCUGACCACGAAAUCUGGGGCCCUUCUUGAUCCUGAUGACAAAAUCUCUAUGGUCAUUGAAAAUGGAGAAGAGCUUGAAGGUUGUGUCACUUCGUGGGAUCUGCCUCAAGUCCAAGAUCGUUACACAGAAGCUUGUAAAAGUAACAAAACAGUUGUCGUUGGAAAGAUAAGCCAGCAGUUAGAACAGUGUGAAACCUCGGGUGAUCUUACCUUACCUCAUAUGGCCUUGACUCCUAGCAUCAUAUUACCUGUGUUCAGAGCUAUCAAGUACCAAAGUAACUUAUGCUUCAUGAAUCUUACUGGUAAUCGUCUUGGUGAUGUUGGCCUUCAAUCUUUGGCCAAAGUUCUCAAUACUAUACCAUCUCUAACUUCAUUGGACAUCUCUUGCAAUGGUAUCACUCUGAAAGGCUUAAAGGAGCUGAACAGUGUACUUGAAGCAACAUAUGGCCCUUCCAUUACUGGUCAGCAGGACACUGUACCUUGGGGUCUUGCUAAGAAACCUUUACAGAAGCUGGAGUCACUCAAUCUCAGCUACAACCAUUUAACAGAUGAGUGCAGUGACACACUCAUGGCUCUGCUCAGACAUCUCCCGGCACUCACCCACCUCGCCAUAGCUUCCUGCCAGUUGAGUCACACUCUGUUUGAACAUGCCUACCGAUCACAGCCAAGCCUCACAUCAUCUGGAAACAUGAGAUCUUGCUAUCUUCAACAUGUGGAUGUCUCUUGCAACAAACUGGAAUCCGCUGGUGUGCGCCUGCUCUUCAAAUGGUUGGACCCAACACAACUCGUCAGCUUGGAUUUAUCCUGGACAUCUGGUUGUUCAUCAUAUUUAAUGAACCAGCUCUUUUGUAACUCUUUGAUGAACUUUCUACCACUGUGCGAAGAACCAAAACUGCAGAAACUCUCUCUCGCAGGCUGUGAUCUUAGUUUGGAAGAUGGCAACCUUUUAGUACGUCUGCCAUACUUUGCCACACGGUUACAGACCCUGGAUCUCUCAAGCAACCCCCAGUUCGAGCAACCUAUUUUAUUACAGCUUCUACAGAAUGCUUCCAGCAAUGCUGACUGUGCCCUCGAACAGAUUGUUAUGAUAGACUGUGGAAUCUCCAGCCCCCUCACGUCAGACUUUCUCGACAGCUUGGGUAACAAGCUGUCAGCAACCAUCCCGUUGGUGAAAUUGCAUUUCAGCUGCGUAAAAUUGGACACUGUUGACCAAAACAGCUUAAAGCAAGUUUGGUGUGGACAUUGGGGGGACCUUGCUGUUUGUAGCUUCCACAAAGGUGAUAUAGUUCAGUUGUCUGUACGAAAUAAUGUGUAUUAAUUGAAAUGUGUGUGUGUGUGUGUAUGUAUGAAUAUAUAUAUAUAUAAAACGUUGUUGUUUGUAACUUCACCAGAGGUGAUAUAGUUUAGUUGUCUGUACUAAAUAAUGUAUAUUAAUUGAAAUGUGUGUGUGUGUGUGUAUAUAUAUAUAUAUAUAUAUAACUUGUUGUUUGUAACUUCAGCAGAGGUGAUAUAGUUUAGUUAUCUGUACAAAAUAAUGUAU
Messenger RNA from Octopus sinensis (East Asian common octopus), 3489 nucleotides. Its product is annotated as tonsoku-like protein. Bases 46 to 3267 code for a protein of 1073 amino acids. Gene Ontology annotation, molecular function: protein binding. The transcript has 16 exons. The record is from RefSeq and is a predicted model, not a curated record. Lineage: Eukaryota; Metazoa; Mollusca; Cephalopoda; Octopoda; Octopodidae.